AUGGCACCAAAGAAGGACGUGAAGAAACCUGCUGCCGCCCCAGCCCCUGCCCCGGCACCUGCACCUGCACCUGCACCCGCCCCAGCCAAACCCAAAGAAGAAAAAAUUGACCUCUCUGCCAUUAAGAUCGAGUUCUCUAAGGCACAGCAGGAUGAAUUCAAGGAGGCGUUUCUCCUGUUUGACAGAACAGGUGAUUCUAAGAUCACCUUAAGCCAGGUCGGUGAUGUCCUUCGGGCUCUGGGCACAAAUCCCACCAAUGCAGAAGUCAAGAAGGUUCUGGGAAACCCCAGCAAUGAAGAGAUGAAUGCCAAGAAAAUUGAAUUUGAACAAUUUCUGCCCAUGAUGCAAGCUAUUUCCAACAACAAGGACCAGGGCACAUAUGAAGACUUUGUUGAGGGUCUGCGUGUCUUUGACAAGGAAGGCAAUGGCACAGUCAUGGGUGCUGAACUCCGUCAUGUUCUAGCCACAUUGGGUGAGAAAAUGAAAGAGGAAGAAGUGGAAGCCUUGAUGGCAGGUCAAGAAGACUCCAAUGGCUGCAUCAACUAUGAAGCUUUUGUCAAGCAUAUCAUGUCUAAUUAA
Prionailurus viverrinus (fishing cat) is the source of this 579-nucleotide messenger RNA. It is a transcript of the gene MYL1, whose product is annotated as myosin light chain 1. Gene Ontology annotation, cellular component: contractile muscle fiber; myosin II complex. The record is from RefSeq and is a predicted model, not a curated record. The transcript has 6 exons. NCBI's taxonomy places the organism in Eukaryota, Metazoa, Chordata, Mammalia, Carnivora, Felidae. Gene Ontology annotation, molecular function: calcium ion binding. Bases 1 to 579 code for a protein of 192 amino acids.